Messenger RNA from Helianthus annuus (common sunflower), 811 nucleotides. Its product is annotated as miraculin-like. The record is from RefSeq and is a predicted model, not a curated record. Bases 103 to 717 code for a protein of 204 amino acids. NCBI's taxonomy places the organism in Eukaryota, Viridiplantae, Streptophyta, Magnoliopsida, Asterales, Asteraceae. Gene Ontology annotation, molecular function: endopeptidase inhibitor activity. The transcript has a single exon.
AAGAUAAUUUAUAUGGAAACCCAGAUCCAAAUAAUAAAUAUAUGUUAUCUACUUAUUUACCAUAUAUAAAUAGCAACUUUUCAUCCCCAAACUAUUUCUCAAAUGAGGAGGUCAAUAAUAAUCUUACUCUCAUUUUCAUUCAUCCUCUUUGUCUUGGCAGCCAACUCAGCUCCAGAUUCAGUACUCGAUGUCACCCGAAAAAACCUCCGGUCAGGGAUCAGCUACUACAUUAUGCCAGUGGCUAGAGGUGGCGGAAUUGCACUGGGGCCAACCAGUCCAAACAAAACUUGCCCACUUGGAGUUACCCAACUCUCAACCCACUUAAACGGCCUCCCGUUGACUUUCACCCCAGUCAACCCCAAGAAAAGCGUCAUUCGCCUUUCCACUGAUGUUAACAUCAAAUUCUUGGGUCGGACCAGUUGUAACGAGUCAAACGUGUGGAAGCUGAGAUACGAUGAAGUUAUGAAACAAUAUUUUGUUAUGGUGGGUGGUGUAGAAGGAAACCCGGGACGAGAAACAAUUGAUAACUGGUUUAAAAUCGAGAAAACCGAUGACGGUUAUAAACUUGUCUUCUGCCCUACCGUCUGCAACUACUGCAAGGUUAUAUGCAGGGAUGUUAGAAUAUUUUCAGAUGAUAACGGGAUUAGACGUUUGGCACUCAGUGAUGUUCCUUUUUACGUAACCUUUUACCGUUAUUUCGGUUAUUUGUUUUACUAAAUAAAGUGUAACAAAGAAACUUGAUGUUCUGUUCUAUUCAUGCUUAAAUAAAGUUGUUGACAGUUGCAUAAUACUUCCAAUGUUUACAAAUAAU